AUGCACACGCAGAGCGCCGGAAUGAACACUUCAAGUAACAUAACAAAAUCUGAGGAUAACUAUUGGUCCAGAGUUGAGAAGUCUGUGCUUGGUCCCAUUCUCACAACUGAGAUGAUAGUGGGUAUUGUCGGAAAUGGACUGGUUUUGAUAGUUAAAGUAAGGUGUAAAGACCAUUUUCAGUGCUUAUACUGGCUGCCGUUUCUCAGCCUCACACUCUCAGAUUUCUUCUGCUCUAUCUUCAUAAUCUGUGGCUCCCUCUUUUCUGUGCUGAGUGAAGGUCAGAUUUCACCGUGGUGUGAGGUGGUCAGCCUGCUGAAGUUCACCUUCAUCACCUCUUCCAUUGGAAGCUUAGCGGUUCUCUGUGUUCAGCGAUUUAUGGGAAUUCCCUCCAAAGGUAAAGGGCUGUCUGUUGUCAUGGCAGUGGCAUGUUUGGCAUCCUGGUGUACUGGAACAGUGUUUGGAGCAGUGCCAGUAGUGUAUGACUGGAUAAGGUAUGAUCCAGCAGAGAUGUUAUGUGCAGUGUUCUGGGAAAACAGUUACUCUGACAUGCUGGUUUACAUCCUCUGUGCCUUCUCCAUAGCCAUUUUUGUCCCAUUCCUCCUCAUACUGUCCUGCUCCAUCCUGACACACAUAGGCUAUGGGAAAGACUGUUCCAGCCAGGAUGACUUGUCCUCCAUCACCCCACUGCUGGUCAUCUUGUAUCUGUUCUGCUAUGCUCCAUUCACUGCAUCCGAGUUGGUUCUCCUUGGAAUGCUUGAUCUGUCUCCUUCUCCUGAUUGGCUGAGAUCACUUUCAUCAGUAAUGGCAUAUCUGGACUGUGGUUUGAAUCCCUUAAUCUACUGCACAAAUAAAGACUUCAGAGAGGCGGUGCUUAUACUGUUGUGGAACAAUAAGAAAUCAAGCCCUUCCGAGCCAGUGCUGACUGGCAUUGCAAAGCUUGAAAUAUGA
Xyrauchen texanus (razorback sucker) is the source of this 948-nucleotide messenger RNA. RefSeq names its product C5a anaphylatoxin chemotactic receptor 1-like. Gene Ontology annotation, cellular component: membrane. The transcript is spliced from 7 exons. The record is from RefSeq and is a predicted model, not a curated record. Gene Ontology annotation, molecular function: G protein-coupled receptor activity. Gene Ontology annotation, biological process: G protein-coupled receptor signaling pathway. Bases 1 to 948 code for a protein of 315 amino acids. Lineage: Eukaryota; Metazoa; Chordata; Actinopteri; Cypriniformes; Catostomidae.